Jatropha curcas is the source of this 2889-nucleotide messenger RNA. RefSeq lists its product as uncharacterized. Gene Ontology annotation, biological process: regulation of DNA-templated transcription. Lineage: Eukaryota; Viridiplantae; Streptophyta; Magnoliopsida; Malpighiales; Euphorbiaceae. Gene Ontology annotation, molecular function: transcription coregulator activity. The record is from RefSeq and is a predicted model, not a curated record.
AAUUAAAUAAAUGAAAAAGAGAAAAGAAAACCAAAAAUGACCAAACAUACUUUCACCAAAAAAAAUGAAUUGAUGAAAAAAAUAUGGUAAUCUCUCUAAAUUAUUGGGCAAGGCAAAAGUUAUGGGAAAGCAACUCUUUCUCUCUCUUUUCUUUGUACUGCUCCCCAGACAACAAAAAGAAGCCCCCAUUGCAAACUGGAACUUGAUUUGAAAGAAGAGGAAAAAAAUAAGAACUGAAGUGACCCAUCUAUACGUGUAGUGUGCUCUCUUUAUAAAACCUUAAAUAUCUCCCUCCUCUCUCUUUCUCUCUCUCUCUCUCUCUGUCUUUGUCUAUCUCAACUAUAGAGAGUUGCCGGCGGAGAUGCCGAGGCCGGGGCCGAGACCAUAUGAGUGCGUCAGAAGAGCUUGGCAUAGCGAUAGGCAUCAACCCAUUAGAGGUUCCAUCAUUCAACAAAUUUUCAGGGUCGUCAAUGAAACUCAUAGCGUCGCAACUAAAAAAAACAAGGAAUGGCAAGAGAAGCUUCCUAUUGUUGUCUUGAAAGCUGAGGAAAUUAUGUACUCUAAAGCUAAUUCUGAGGCCGAGUAUAUGAACCCAGAUACAUUAUGGGAUCGUCUGAAUGAUGCUGUUAAUACCAUUAUUAGAAGAGAUGAGAACAGUGAAACCGGCGAGCAUUUGCCUCCUUGUAUCGAAGCUGCCCUCAACCUAGGCUGCAUUCCAGUUAGAGCUUCAAGAAGCCAACGACACAGUAAUCCCAGGAGUUAUCUCAGCUCGAGAGUGCAAGAACCUGCUUCGGCACCACUCAGAGUCUUGGAAAAAGCUAAUGAUAAACAAUGCCCUCAGUUAACUUCAUUUCAGUCCAGCAGUCAGAUAAACUUUGCAAGAAGCACUGGGGCUGUGAAUUCAGCAUUUCCGGUUUCAGAAUCUAACCUUCGUUUGACUGAGACUAGUAAUGUUGCUGCUCCUUGCAGUUAUCCUUUAACAUACGAGAAUACUUCUCCUGGUCGUAUUCAGUUGAUGACACAGGACACUAACAAACAACUGAACUUCGGUUCGGUUUACCCUUUGUAUUAUGGAAAUAACUUUCACAUCAAACAGCAGCGUUUGGUUUCCCAAUUCCCAGAGAAGACGAACUCAAACAAUAUAGUUGUUGGUAAACCUAUAAGCACAUCAGUUAGAGAGCCUGCUGAAAUGGGUGUCCUCCAUGACUUUUUCUCCUGUACUGGUGCUGAAAUUUCUGCCAAGAGUAUCUCACAUGCAGAUAUGGGGAAUGGUAAUAAGAAGCCAUUGGGGACGCAAUGUGAUUUGUCAUUACGGUUGGGUCUAUUCGCUGACCCCUGUAUGAGCGUGGAAAGGAAUUCAUUUCAAGAAACUGAAGAUGAUGGUUCAAGCAGUUCUCUUGACAGGGGUAAGUUUAGUGAUUUUUGUCUACACAAGAACAAGGAGUUGCGUCUUUCUCCUAGUAGGAAUACUGAUAUUAUUUUUGAGUCCUGUCCAAUUAAGCAGUCUUCAGUGGGAGAAGAUGAGAAUUUGGAUACAACUUUCAGAAAGCGUAAGGCACCAUUUAGUGACAAUGUGGAGGAUGGACAGUUUUGCUGGCAACCUGAGUUUCCUUCUAAUCGGUUCAUUGGUCGAAUAGAAAGGCCAGGUUUGUAGACAAUGUUUUCGUGUUGUAGUGUAUACUCAUCGAGAUUCAAGAUGUCUCAAUUACGCUGGUCAAUCCAUUUUGCAACCUAUUGGUAUGUGGUUCUGAUCACAGAGACUUACACACUAAGUUGCUUACUGUGAGACUGCAAGUCGGGACUUAGCAAAAAGGUGAAUUGUAAAUGAAAUCUGAAUUUGGUUCUUAUGUUAAUAGUUGGAGAACAUACGAACUCAAGACACUGAAUGACUAUAACAUCUAAUUGAAUUUGACUAGUUUAUAAUGAAAUCAGUAUCCCAAUAUGUUCUCUACAUGAAUAGCUUCUGUACCAUGCAGAAAUCACCUUGCCAAAUUCCUAAGUGGAUUAGCGCCACUGUAACAAGUUCACUAAGUUUUUGUUAAUUCAGAUGUUGGUCUCAACAUUUAUUGUAAGUUAGCUGCAGGCCAUUAUAAAGCUCUUUACAUUGUUCCAUGGGGGAAAAAAGGAAAAAAGGAAAAAUAAGAGGUUCUUUUUCAAAUAGUUAUGUCCACUUAAUGUGGUGGGUGUGGAAGAUUUGUCCAAUGUAAUUUCCUGAAGAAAGGGCAUGAUUUUCAUUGUUCUUAUUUGGCAAUUUUAGAUUAGUAGGUGCCAGAUAAGGUUCUGCAGGUUAAUUGCCCCAUGUGAUGUGAAUCGACUGUUGUUUUCCUUCUGUGUAUAUGUAAGAGCUUGGUUAGGUAACUAGCAUGGAAACUCAGGAUGUUUAUAUUCUGAAGAGCAGUCUAAAUUCUGAAGCAGGCUGUCAUGGAGAGAGAAACCACGUGAGAAUUUGGAAAGGUAUUAUGUCUGUUGUUGCCUUGUUGGUUGUAAGCGUGAUUGCCAUGUGAUUGGGUGUUUUACAUUCCACUGACUAAUUUGAGAAAGUUUAGUUGGUUAUGAUGUUUAACUGUGCGAACGGAAGGACUGUUUGCAAUGGAAGAGGCAAAGUUGAUGGAAUGGUGGAAAUAAGUGCUUUCUCAAAAUCUUAUGCAAUGCCCAUUUGAGCUUCUUUCCUUGACUCUAGGUAGUGAAUUAUUACUAGGAGCUAUAACUUUCCCAGUUGAUAUUGUAAAUGCACGUUUGCAGCUUAGUUUUGGUAGAGUUCAUUAUUGUUGGUAGUAUGUAUAGAUGUAGAAGAAGAAUACUUAUGUGGAAAGCUCUUUCUUUUUGUGUACUUUUUAUUAAUUUUGUUUGCAAUGUUUGAAGCUCUAAAAGCAAUUAUUUAUGUUUUUA